Molecule: messenger RNA, 15528 nt
Organism: Prorocentrum cordatum
Lineage: Eukaryota; Dinophyceae; Prorocentrales; Prorocentraceae
Source: the annotation of a GenBank genome assembly
AUGGCCAGACCGGGGCCCUCGCAAGCAGUGCUGAACAGCCUGCAGCUCUCGCAGGAGCCGCGAGCAGUGUUGAUCCCAGUGCGAGCAGUGCUGAACAGCCCGCAGCACUUGCAGGAGCCGCGAGCAGUGCUGAACAGCCUGCUGUUGCUGGGUGCACCGGUAAACGACCUUUCCACAGUGUCAGUGCUGCGCAGCCUGGCCGCGAAGACACAGCGCCCCGGGGAGGAGCCUCGUCGGGCUCCGCCUCAGCAGCACUCAGCGCGGCACUCCAAGGCAGUGACGAACCCGCAGCAGCAGCGCAUGAAGCACCACGCCCCCGCGACGAGACCAGCGCUGCGCAGCCUGGCCCAAGGAGCAGUCAGGCUCUCCACAGCAGAGAGCCAGCCACGGGGAGCCGGAGCGAGCUCCAGCUCGACACGGUCGCCACGCACCGAUGCGCAGGCGAGUGCUGCGCAGCCUGGCAUACCCACCAAGCGGCAGCGAGACAAUUCCAUCGUGAACAUCCUGCGGGGCCACCCGCAAAACUCCGACAGUUCUGUCGGUGCUGCCGGAGCCGUGGAGAGCAACGCCGGCCGCAUCCGUGAUUGCAACGCGGUCACUGCCGUUGCAUGCCGGCCCCUUGUGUCCGCAAUCCAAACGAACUUCGCCACAAGAGGGCCACUGAACGAGGAAACUUCCCCGUUCUUCACGCAGCUCCACGAGGCCACCGCCGCGACGCAGCACGCGCCAACCCUCGCCGCACAAGAGUUCCACGCACGCCUCAACGACGCCGAGACGCUGCCCACCACACCGCUCGGACGCCACGACCCGAACGAGCAGCUCUUCAAUGCCUACGCGUGGUACUCUCUGACGAUGCUGGCAGUCUGCGAGGUGCUGCAGCAGUUCUACAGCGAUCCUUGCGCGCGGCACUUGAAGCAGGACUGGCUGCUGAAGGCCCUCGAGAUCCCAGGGGCACGCCGCCGCGACGCGCGCCACUUCGCUGAGCUCUUCAACGCCGCCACGGAGCCUCCACGGGCAUUCAUUCUACGCUUUGGGCCUGCCCUACGGCUUCUGUUCAACUUCAAGGGCGACCGUGGCAAGCGCUACGCACCCCAGGGCGCGCGUGGUGCGGAUGUGGUACUCGCGGCGAACCGGCGCCCGGCCUACUUCACCCGCCUCGCAGACUGUGCUGCACAGCUUGUUUCGUCGUCGGCAUCCAACAGUGGUGCGCGGCCUGUAGGAGCACCAGACCUCGCGCUUCCCGCGGCCUCGCCGCCGGUCACGUGCUGGAUUUGCGGCGAAGGGUUCGCGCACAACGGCGCUUUCUUCAAGCACUGCUCCGACGCCCGCGGCGGUUGCGCGGAGCAUCGCAAGAGGCUCUUGUGGCGAGCGCAACAGGAUGGUUUCAAGCCCUUGUUGCCCUGCGUCAAAAGGCACAUCUUGCAGUCCGCCACCUUCCACUCGACGUUCUCGGCGCCUGGUUCCUUGUCGCUCCAUUGGAACCGCCCAGAGGCCGUCGCCGCGGCGGGGGCGAGGUGCGAGGCGGCCUGCGCCGCUUGUGCACGGAAAGAUCGGCUUGAGAACCGUUAUCCCGUGUACCUUUGGCGGGAGGCCACCGAUGAACGGACAUUGACGCAGUUCCUGCGCGCAGACAGCGGAACCUCGACGUUCCCCACCUGCGGCGACACUCUUUGCUUCGGGAACCGUGACAAAUUCAACGGGCACUCGUCCACGGACGGGUACAUGUCAGGAUUCGCUGGCAGCCGCAUCCUGAUCUCGCAAGCUGCGGCCACGCUCGCGGAUGCACUACCGCCGUCCCCCACGCGCUUGAAGGACAGUUUCGUUGUGAUUUUCGGCCAGGGCGCUGACGAUUUGCGCAAGUAUCAGCUCCUCACCGUGCAGCGCGACGCCUACAGGGCCGUCGCUGCGGAGCGCGCCCGGGUCAACGCCAUCUUCGCGGAUAUUCCCGUGGACCAGGCCGCCGCGAAUGCCCUCCCGCUCAACGGCGUGCCACAGCAAUUCCUGGACUGCGCCGCCCAGAUGCCGGAGGUCGAGCGUUGCAGCUCGACGCGCUCAAGGCCGGGCACCGUCCGCGAUCCCGCGGGCGCGGCCCGCCCCGAGGGCGAUGCCUCCGACGAGCUUUCCGAGAGCGGCGACGACAAGCGCGCUGCGACAGCGCCAGGGGAGGCUGUUCCAGCUCGCGCUGCGCAGCCUAGCGCUGCCUCACAAAACGUGGAGCACCUCGACCAGUUCGAAGCCCCAAUAGGCAUGGGCCCUGCGGCCGCGCCCGCGUUCGCGCAGCACGCGGCCGCCUGUGAACGCAACUUGGAACGCGUGCGGGAGUUAGUCGCCUCCCCCAGCUCCUCCGUCAACCGGAAUCCGAGCGGACAGAGCGACGGCAGCGCUGCACAGCCAGCUUCCUUGGCCACGGCCACAGCCGCUGCGGAGGAGCACUGCUCCAGGGCCGCCGUGGACUUGCGAGGGCCCGCCCGGCAGCUGAACGAGCUCGAGUACCAUCUCGAAGAGGAUCCGGCACCGUGCCGGGCUCGGCGCAAGAGCAGGUUCGACACGCUGGAACACGUCUGUGUUUUCGGCGACACCAUGCGCCGCCUUGCUCUCUUCAAGGGCGCGCGCCCCGCCGUCCGACGACAAGGAUUCCAGGGAGAUGCGCGGCUCAUUGCGAACGCCACUUCAGCACAUUGCCUCCAAGCCCUCGCCCACGAGGCUUUAGGGGGCGCGAGCGUCGAGGCGCUCGCACGAGACGACCGCGUCUCCAAAGAACUGGCCACUGCCGUACGACAGGUGCUCAUCAGCACGAAAGACGUACCUUUGACAGACGGCUACAAACGGAACCUACGACAUGAAGGCCAUAACUUGAACGUGGCGUUUGGUUCCUUGACAGUAUUUGCCACGGUCAAUUUCGCCGACAACUACGCACCACUUCUUUUCAGGCGUUGCAGCGGCGAAGAGGUCACUUGCGACGUCGCGCGUGAUCUCAAUGCUGAACGGCCUGACAUGCCAUCGUCGCACCGCAUGCAGCAAUUCAUUGCGGAGCCCCCGCGGGCACAGGUUCAGUUCUUCAAGCUCAUGGACGACGUCGCGGACAUUUACUUUAUGGGGAUCGACGGCUCCUUCAUUGGCAGGCACCACGUGCGGCAUGUUUUCCGCCACGCCCUCCGAGAAGACCGUUUCCCCUCCACUUGCGCACCCGGCCUCGGGGGCUUCGGCGUCGCGGAACUCGAACCUUUCGAGCCCCGAGCCCGCGGCUUUCAGCACGGCCGCCGCAAAGUCUACAAGAUCCCGACCACCCGCGAGCACUACGUCGCCCUGCUGGAAGAGCUCAAGCAGGCCUUGAUCAGUUGCGCUGAGUCAUUGCAGCGCGAGGCGUCGGCCCUGCCCGCCGCCCAGAUGGGGAAAACCGUGCCGGCUGAGAAAUUUACCAGGAAGCAACAGCUUCAGUCGCGGCUCGACGGCGGCUUAGAGCUGGACGGCACCCACAGACAGCUCCUGGAGACCACGCCUCAGGAGCUCCCCGGCCACCGCGUCGGGGAACACUGCCGGGCACAUGCGGAGCAGCGGCCAGUGCUGUCGUGCUACUCACAGGACUCCUUGCAAGGCUGUCACCAGAGCCGCAUGCCCACGUAUCGUCUUUCACAGAGCGCUUGCAACGUCACUCCCUUGGAUGAGGUUGGCAUGGCGAGCGACACUCAGCGGGUUCGGGUGCCGACCACGGUAUUGAGCUGGUAUGCCGACGAGGAGAGCGACCACAUCGCGGGCCUCCUGCAUCCACCAGCCCUGAACGCGAAGCAGUUGACCGGCAUCUUGACGCGAGCCAGAGAACUUGAAGCGGCCAAGAGACCCGGUCGGGAGAGCCAAGAGCUGAAACAGAUGAAGACCUUGGACGACCUCCACACAGUGCUGCACAGCCUGUCGCCCGAUAACGACGUGGAACUUGCGCAGGUCCACAGAAGCUGUGGCUCCCCCCUCGCCCUGCUCACCGCCGCGCUCGACAUGCAAGACGCCAUCAUGAAACACCUGAAACCCACCGCCACCAUGCAGGGCGACAUGCCCGUCGACGACAUCGACUCCUUCAUUCCGGAGGCAGCGUUGAACAACCUGUUGCAGCAACAGCGGGAGUGUGAGUGGAUUGACAUGACCGACGCUUUACGAGGCCCGGCACACGCGGCCAAGAUGCUCGUUCGACGCUGCCAGGGGCGACGCUCCACACCGACGCGGCCCUGCAAACUCAACGAAGAGCAGCUCCAGUGCAUUGCCCUCUUCGUGGCCCGCCUGGAGCAGGCCUUCCUUGAGCGCCCCGAUCCGAGCAAGCCGUGGCCCCGUCCAGCUCGCGCCCUAAAGACCGCGAUCAUGGGCGGCGGGGGUGGCUGCGGCAAGACGACCUUGAGCGCCGAGAUCUUGCCGCCCUUACUCGAGACGUUCUUUCGCCCCGAGGGAGUCCCACGACGUGCCCCUUCGAACAAACCCGCUCGACUGAUCGGCGGUCGCGCCGCGCGCUCUGGCCAGGGGCUGACGCCCGAGAGUUCCAUGCGAACGCGCGCGUUGGCCUUGAACGCGCGGACUCGCCAAAACCUUGCCGCCGCCCACGUCGACGCUGGCGCGUUGCAUGUCGACGAGUACUCACAACUACAAGGCGAGCUCAACCACGCCAGGGCUCUACGAACCACGUACGCCCGCGAGGCAAAAUGCGGCUUGAGCAAGGACGUGUACUUCAAACCUCAGGCCAUGCGCUUCACCGACCACACACUCAUCGACAUUCUGAACACCGUGCGGGUGCCUGGCGGCAGGGCCCUCACGGAGCAUCAGUGGCAGGCCCUCAAGAACACCGAAGUCAGUGCUGAACAGCCUGACAUCCCAGAGUCGUGGUACCACUCGUGCUACUGCUGGAGCGUCAUCAUCAUGGCCGCGUUCAUGCUCGCACGGCAGUCCGCCCGUGAGGCCCGGCAAAUUUCAUUUUACGUGCAAGCCGUGGACCAAGCCAGAGCCAUCGUACCAGAGACGAACACGACGCAGCUCUACGAGGACUUACUUCGGAUACCCAGCAUCCAGAGAACGAGACGCCUUCCACCGGUGGUGCUCUUCCAUUACGGCAUGCGAGCACGGCUCGCGACCGCGAUCCAGCAAGCUUUUGCUGUGCAGGACGUCGAGGGCACCGCUGUCGGUUUUGACCCGGACCCCGCCGACCUCACCCCGAAAACCAGGCUUCGGUCACCAUCCGCCUCGCACGCCGCGGAAUUCGCAUGUCCUCUCAUGCCGAAGGCUAUUUACGUGAAGCUGGAUGACUGCGAUCUCCAGCUCUUACCACCAGCAGUGUGUCCGGAGCAUCCCGAGCGCAGCUCAACGUGCACUCGCUGUACCAGUGCUGCACAGCCUGGCGUCAUGGCCAUCCGGCCUAGGCCGCGCACGUUCAAACACUUCUACUCACCCACGGAGAAAGCCAAAUACGUCAUAGUCCCACGGACACAGAUACCGCUGAUGCCGGCGGCGGCCGUCCCGCUUUAUUCGACGCAGGGCACCGCGGCAGCCUCACCGGUGACCCAGAUGGCCAAUAGUGCCGGCAGCGGGGCCAGCGGCGCCGGCGCGCAGCGCCGCUGGGGGCAGGCUCAGCCGGGUGGCACACCAUUCGAGGUGAUGGCGUGGGCCUUCGAGGGAGAGGAGCACGUCUUCUGGCGCCCAUGCGUGGACUGCGGCCUGCGGACGGGGUGCUUCUGCGACGGGUGCUUCGCCUCCACCCGCUUGCCGCUGGAGACGUGGAAAGCGGGGCAGCGGGCGCCGUUGCGCGCGGCAGCCAACGAGCACGCGUUGGACAUCCUUUGCCUCAGCGAACUUGGCGAGCUCGGCGUGGCCAUUGGAAAGAAACUCCCAGACGGCAACGUCAGCGACUGGAUCCGCAACCUGCUCGCCGACAGCGCGGUCUCACCUGUCGCUAUCUACGCCGACGGACAUUGCGCGACUCGACUCUCGUGCUGUCCGAUCGGGUGGAGGUCUUUCAGCAACCGGGUCAUCAGGGACUUCGUGCAAACCCAGCUGGACCGGUGCUUCCAACACUUCCGCGUUCGCACGAGCGAGCGCGGCGAGCCCAUCUCCAUCGUCAAUUGCCACACACCUUCCUCGCAGAAACGACCGCUGACGGUGGCCAGGCGUCUGCUGUGCUUCACCGCAUUUCACCCGGCAUGCGCUGGUGGCCCGUUCAUCUGGGGCGGCGACUCCAACGCGGGGCUCAUGCAGCUCGGCACCCUUCUCGCGUGGAUUGAUGAUCGCUACAACAUGAAUAAAUUCCAGUGCUGCACAGCCUGGUCCAUUGCGAAUGGCAAUCCUCGGCACUGCGUGGCGCAGAUCGGCCAGAGUGGCCGAUGCCCACGCGCCCGGCGCCGCAGCCACAAGCUGAAGCCAGCCCUGCCAGCAGCGCUGCACAGCCGGCUCGGCACGAGCCCGCCGGCAGUUCGGGGCCGCCGCCCCCCCGGCAAUCCUCGGCACUGCAUGGCGCAGAGCGGCCGGAGUGGCCAAUGCCCGCGCGCCCGGCGCCGCGGCCAGAGGCUGAAGCUUACUUUUCGAGCAGCGCAGCACAGCCUGCUCGGCAGGAGCCCGCCGGCAGUGCGGGGCCGCCGCCCCCCCGGCAAUCUUCGGCACUGCGCGGCGCAGAGCGGCCGGCUGAAGCCAGCCCUGCUAGCAGCGCUGCACAGCCGGCUCGGCACGAGCCCGCCGGUUCCGAUUGUGAAGAAGCCCGUGGGUAUCGCGCAGAUUUCCGACUCGAGCGAGACCGACUCCGAUUUCGAGAAGUUCGAGAAGCAACUCUUCAAGGACACCACAUCGACUUCGACGAGGGUUCCUCUCACUGCCGCUCAGCUGGCGGAGCUGGCUCAAGGCGCAGCGGCUGGCCCGUCUCCAGGAGACUACAUGGCCGUCAGCCGUCAGGAGACCAAGAAGCACGCAGAAUCCAAGAAGAAAACCAUGGUGCCAACUCCAUUGCCAGAUGACUCGAAGGACAUGGCCACGCCGAUGGAAACGGCGAAGCAGGGCGCCAAAGGUGUGGCCAGUGACGCUGUGGGCCCCAUCGAGCCCUAUCUCAAGAUGAAUGGCAAGAGAUUGGUCAUUCGCAAGAGGGUCCGUAGCCGUGCGUAUGCGUUGGAGAAGGGGCACCACCUCGCACAGGGCGUUUCUAAGGAGGAGGCCUGCAAGAAGGCGCAGGUCUACGCAUGCGCUCAAGCGGAGCGGUGGAGCACUCUCUGGCCGGGCCCUGCAGAGGUCAUCAUAGUGGAGACCGCAGGUGGUGAAGUUGAGACAGUCGACUCUUUCGUCGGCAAGAUCACCGAGAUUACGAGCGACCUCCAAGCCCUCGAGAACAUGCAGGUGGUCACGGAAGCCUGGCUCGAGAAGAUUGGGGAUGGCAAGUGGUGCGACAAAAUCAGGAGCGCUUGUCUCGAUCUCGCCGCGGAGAUUUCAGAGUUCGCGGCCCAGACGAACAGGUGCAACUUCGACCGAGACAACAUCGACGGCAUCCUCCAGUCGACCAGCACCGCCCGCCACAGGUGCGAGAAGCAGUUCGGGACCCUCAAGGUGCACGUGCGGAACGUCAUCGGCGAGUUGAUUGACGUCGACGAGAAGCUGGUGGACUCCACGGCCCAGGCAGAGGUCGACGUCAAGGCGCUCUUCUCCAAGCCAUCGCGUGGCAAGGCCAAGGCAAAGAGCCUCACCAAUGAGCACACUGCACCGACUGCCCAUGGCGGCCAGGAAGCAGAUGGCGCUGCAUCUACUACUCCUGCGGCUGCACCUACUCGUGCAGGUAAGACGGGCAACAAGGCCAAGGACAAGAAGAAGGGGCAGGACAAUGCGGACAAGGGCGCGGACCGCAAGGGCAAGAAGGCCAAGGCCAAGGCUGCUGCCGCGCGCAAGCGCCCAACUGCCAAGCCGAACCCCAAGGAGGCGAAGGGCCCCGUGGUGACCGACGAUGACAGCGACGACAACCCGCUGGCGGACGCCUUGUUCAAAGCCUCUGACAGCGACGACAGCAGCAAUGAGGCAGCGGGCGCCGAGAAGUUGAACGGCCUGAAGCAGGGUUUGAAAGCGUUCUUGAACGCGAACCCAGACGACACCGUCACCAAGGACAACAGGUUCUCCGAGCGCUUCCUCGUGAACUUCGUCACCCAUCAAAGCAGGCGCGCUGAGGCCACUAAGAAAGUUUCAACGGCGCGGGUCUUGGAGAAGAAGGGUGCGAAGUACAACGACGUCGUGCGCAUGGGCGUCGAGAAGAUGGACCAGGAACUAGGACCCGAGAAAGCAAAGCUUUGGAGAUCUGCGCUCAAAGCGAUGCCCGACUCCUUGACAGGCAGGACUGACGACAAGUAUUUGGAGUAUGCCGUUCCCGCUGCCAGCCGCAUGCGCGGCCCCGACGCGGAGCUGGUUGGGGCAGCCAGCGGCAGCAUGGGCAGUGCAUCUUCGGUGAAGGCCGAGCCAGCCGACGCGAAGGAGCAGGGGAAGGCCGCGUUGGUGAAGAAAGCGGUUGAGCUGAAGGGGGACCUUCCCAGCCUGUGCCGCGAGUUUCAAGACAAGUUGCUGGGCGCCAAGCUCAUCUUGACGUGGGCGAAGUCCCGCGCUGAUAUGUGUCACAUGGAGUUCCAGACGGACUUGGAGUCAUUCGUCAAGAAGCUGACGUCGACGAAGAACAUCCUUGAGCGGAUGCACAGCGAGGAGGCUAACGUUGCAGAGAUCCCGAAGCUGCUGUCGCAGAUCCAGAGCAUGAACAGCAAGUACCAGCAGGUGGAGGAAUUCGCCAACAAGAAUGGCUACAAGGAGACGGCGAAGAAGGGCAAGCGCAAGGGCGCCGGGCAGUAUGCUGGCAAUCUUUUCAGAGACUUGAAAUUGAUAUUUGGCUGGCCCGCUGGCUGCGCUCCAUUUGACUGGAUCGUCAUUCCGACGGAGCGUUCUAAGAGGGCGCCGCGCCCUGUCCUGCGGCCGCGCAAGUCCUUCGAGGCCAUGUGGUACGACAGAAGGGUCGCCCAGGUCAGGGGCGACUGGCAAUUUUUUGGCCAGGCUUUCUACUUCGCACAGUGGAACACUGCCGAUGUCAUGUGCUCUUUUUGCCGAGCGUCGAAUGCAGUGGAGGCUCGCGCGUGGUUCCGCGUCGGCGCCGACGCUGGUUGGCGCGACGCCCUGUGGAGUCACGAGUCAUACAUGGCUCACUUGCGCUCCAACGAGCUGCCCGUGCCUGCGUUUUUUCAUGUCAGGCUGCGGCAUCAUAGGGGCCCGCCGGCAGUGCGGGGCCGCCGCCCCCCCGGCAAUCCUCGGCACCUGCGUGGCGCAGAGUGGCGCAAUCCGCUCCACCACCGCGUCAACGCGGUCUUCGGCGCUGGCGACCCCAGCAUGGCGCCGCUGCAAGAGGUGCUGGAGCAGAUCGGCAGCCAGUUCCUCCUCGGGAAAGUGGCGAACGCCGUGGCAUCGUCGACGGGAUGCUACGAACUGCCGACUGUUCCAUGCAUCGUCGAGAAGCUGGAAGCCUUUCUGGAGAUUCACCGUGCGUGGAUGGAGGAUCACGAGAGCUGGAUGAAUGGCGAGACAACUCGCAACUACAACUGGUGGCUUGAGGGAACGGGCAAAGGCGACCACCAGAGGGCUCAUCAGUCACGGCGUAGUGCCUUUUCGGCGCUUGUCUUCCAGAUCAUCGGCAACAAGCGCGCGGUGCUGGCGUCCAUUCAGCAUCCGAUAUGCAGUGCUGCACAGCCUGCAAAAGCGAUCCAGCGCUUCACGCGCGCUUGGGAGGAGGAGAAGUGGUCGGACGACUACAAGAAGCGGAUGCAGAUCUCCGAACCCCUGACGAAGGACAAAGCUCUCCUCGACGACUUCAUCUGCGGCAAGCUCGCCCGCGUUCGCGACGAGUGCGACGCUGCUUUCGGGUGGGGCAAGGCCGGCUGCGUGCAUCUCGCCAUCGCCAUGCCGCAGCCUUUGUUGCUCCGCGCGACCGAGACGACAGUGGGUUCCUACAACGUGGGAAUCCAGUUGUCGGAGGUCGGUGGGAGAAAUUGGAAGAUCAAAGAGCGCCGUUUUGCAUCGGACAUUGCCAAGGUGUUCCAAGUUCAUGCGAUGGACAUAUUUUGCUUGAGCGAGCUCGGCGAGGUCCGAAGGGGCAUCGGCGAGAACAUCCCGGGAGGCGACGUCUACGCCUGGAUUCAAGAACUGCUUGCUGACAGUGCGGCACCGCCUGUCCGUGAAUAUGUCGACGGACGCUACUCGACGCUCGGGAAGUCCAAUCGAGUGGCGGUCCUUCAGUGCAAGCUCGUCAGCGACUUCGUGCCGGACCAGGCAGACCGGCGCUUCCAGCACCUCCUUGUUCGCGUUGGCGACGACAGCGAGCCCGUGUCCAUCGUCAAUUGCCAUGCGCCCGCCUCGAAAAAGCGAGGGUCUACAGUGGGCGGGCGCAGGCGCACCUUCCUUGCUUGCCACAAUGCGCGCGCGGGGGAUCGCUUCAUCUGGGGCGGCGACUCCAACGCGGGGGUCAUUCAGCUCGCCACCCUGGUGCAGAGUAUCGAUGACAGCCACACAGCUUGCCAAGUAUCGAUUGACUCCAGCGCUGCACAGCCUGGAUCACUGCAGCUGGUCUUCUCUCACCCGUUGAGGUUCAAACACGGCGACCUCGCGAUGACCCACGGCCUGCGCAGCGUUCAGACGAACUUCGAGGUUGGUGCGUUUUUCGACGGAGUGAGUGAUGCUCAUGACCUCGUUGUGGCCAAGGUGCUUGUGCCUCGAGACCUCGAGAAGGCGGAUGAGCCUUCGUCGGUUCUGCGAAUCACCGCAGCGCGCCCUCCGCUGACGUGGGAAGCGACGCGCAGCCCGCCACGCAGCGCUGCACAGCCUGCCACCUCCUCCAACGUGGUACGCAGGCCCGCCACGUCCCGUGUCAACGCUAUCUUCAGCAGCGAUGCCUCCGCCGAAGCAGCGUUGCAGGAGGUGCUCGAGAAGAUCGGCGGAGACUUCCUGUUCGGCAAAUUGGCGAACAACGUAGCCUCGUCGGACGGCCGCUUCGAGGCGGCAGCUGCCCCGCACAUCACCGAGAAGCUGGGGGACUUCUUGCGGGUCGUCGAGGAGCAGCGCGCGAAUCACAUGCGCCGCGCGCCGGGCCUGGGCCCCGACUCGAUCUUCACCCUGCGGCAGCAGCAGCCCGUGCUGCACAGCCUGCUCCACAGCCUGCGGCAGCAAGUGGCGGUGCUGCACGUUCAUACCUACGAGUACACGUGGGAUGGCAAACCGAGAACUGGGAAGACGUUCUCUUGUACCUUCGUGUCGCCACAUGAUCCCACUGAGUACUGCAUGGGCCAGAUGCGGUGGAGCAAAAAGGACGAGGACAAGUUCCGCGCGGUUCAGGACAAGCUAUCCGACGGUCUCGCUUUCAUUAUGACAAAAGUUUGCAUCGUCAACGACGCGAAGAAACAGUGCAUUCGCGCCCCCAUCCAGACUGUCGUGAACGUGAGCGACACAGUCUUCAGUCCUUUGCUGACCAGCAGGGGCACCCAAGAUUGCCAUCCUGAGCCUCCCGCGACAAUCGCAGAUUGUGCAAACCUCACCAACCAACAGUUCUUCGACGUGACGGCGCUGGUCAAAUCGGCGAGCCCACUCCGGCCCGCGGGCCGAUCGGGCAACCGCGUCGUCUUCGACGCAGAGAUCACCGACGGCUCUAAGUCCGGCGACCGCGUUCGCACGAUGCUGCUGACCGUCUUCGCCGACCGGGCGUGCUACAACUGGCAAAGGGGCAUCGCCUUGCAGCAGAGGCCGCCACCUUGCUUGGCCUCACUGACUCCGACAGCUUUGCCGUCAAACAAGUUUGAGGAAUGGGUCGCCAGGGACUUUUCAACGGAGCUUGCCGCGGAGACAACGUGCGCGCUCUUCAAGCCCAUUGCGAACACCGCGACCACAGGCGCGGAAGCUCUCGACGCAGCGAAGGAGACGUCCUGGCAGUUAAAUUGUGCCCGCGUGGGAGAGCCGCCAGCGGGUGGCACCAUCCGCGCCAACGAUGGCAAACGACUCUGGUUCCCUGUGACGGUCCGCGACUGCGCGGGCACGCUCGCGCUGUGCAUCCAGGAGGCGGCCGCUUUCAAACUCAGCGGCUUCUAUGAGGCAGACCACUUCGAAACAGCUUUCGUUGCCGGCAAGGUGUGGUUCCCGCAAAUGGCUUUAGUGAAAAUCACCCGACAACUCAAGACCGCGACCGCUGCACAGGAGAGCGCCGAGCAACCGCCGGCCAAAGUCGACGUUCGCAUCGCGGACGCAAUCUGCCAAGACUUAGCCGAGUCGCCCACUGAAGCAUCGGCUCGUCUGCUUCCCCUUCUCAAUCCAGAGAGCGCCAAAUCCGACGUCGUGAUGCCCGCAGCUCUGCACAUGCUCCGGAAGUCUGCACAUCACACGCUCGCAGUGGAGAGCAUCGUGCCGGACAUCCCGGAGAGCUGGAAAGCCAGUUUUGUGAACGUGCCCUCAGCCACGACGAUUAUUCGCCCGUGUUCACAGGUGCUUGCUCUCGUGGAGGCAUCGCAACCGUCGAGCCUUCAAGAAGCGGGGGCCGGCGGCUACAAUAUCACCGCAAACAACGUUAGGGACCUGCUGCAUGACGCGAGCGAUGCCGGCGGCGUCCAACUCACCUCCCUUUGUACCUUGGAGAAUCUACAAGACUUCAAGCGGGAUCCACCCCGCACGCAGGCGAGCAAGAAACAGGCAGCCUUAGUGCUGAUAUCGUCGAUACUUCAAGCGAGCAGCGCUGGACAGAUCGCAUCCUUCACGGUGGACUCCGUGCAGCUGUUGCAGCAGACGGAGGUCGACGCAGUGAGGGCAACAGAGACCACGGUCGCGGAGCCCGAGAAGCAAUUGCAUCGAAUAUUUGAGAGGUACCGCGUAGCCCUGCUGCGCUCGCGCGAGAAGACCCGUGCUGCACGGCCGGUCCGCCAGAGCAGAACGCUGCAGCACUUGUGCGCGAAGUACCAGAUCACCGCGUUCCAACGACCCUUCUAUUUGCUCAUGAUUAUGAAACUACUCCCGGUUCAGUGGGGUGACCACGCGGAACUCUUGCUGCGAACGCCCUGGUCGACGGCCUGGGGCGGAGGCAAAGUCGUCAACGCCUUGCUCUUUAACGGGGGGCGCAUCGUGCCAGGGAGCGCUGCUGAUAUGCGGAGGAACGCUUGGGAUCAGUGCUACUGCCAGAGCUGCAGAGCGAAUGAGGUGUUUGCUUGCGUGCUGCGUCACAGCGAGUUCGGCGAUCGCCUCUUGCAAAUAAGCUGCGAGCACAUCCCUGCUCAAAUGCGACGGCCGAUUGUUAACUUGAAGCGCUUCUGCUACAAGAUCUGCGAGUUGCGGAAGGGGAACCAGUCACGGCUGCGCAGAGUAACCAUGAGCGUGACAGUCCCGCAGAUGUUGGAGCCAGAGUUCUGUCCCCCUCCUGGGCUGUGCCUGUCCGACGGGUGCGGCGGCAGCGGCGCGCCCUGGGCUAGGCAGCAGCCGUUUGAAGCCGAGUUCAGCGCUGGCUUCGGCGCGCGCAACGUGAUCGACUGCAGCCAGGCGGUCGAAUGCAGCCGCAGCGGGCCAAAGGCUCGAGUCUCCAUGGAGCGACACUACAAAUGGAUCAACCGGCAGAUCACUAGCGCGGCCGAGUCUGGCGACGUCACAUGGCUCUUCGACGUCAUACAGCAGCAUGUGAGCGAGAUGAACUUGAUCAAUUGUUCCACCGCCCUGCACCGCGUCGCCAAGCUUGCGCUCGGGAGCAGCGUGCAGGAGCGCGGGAGGCUGGUGGAGCACGAGGCCAUUCGGCGCUUGCGCAGGAAGCUGGCGGGGCACGUCAGCGAGAUGGCGGGCGACGACAACAAUGGGCAUGCACGCGGCGGCGAGUUGCAGUCCGAGAUGCGGUGCUUGAGCAUCAUCUGCUGGUCCUGCGCCACGAUGCGAAUUCGUGAGGCAAGCUUCUUCCAGCACGUGGCGGCCAUCUCUGGCGAGAGGCUCUCCGAGAUGAAGCCGUUCGAGCUGUCCAAUAUGCUCUGGGCGUUUGCCAAGCUCUCGUUCGGCCACACGAGCAUCUUUGAGGGAUUGGCCCCCUACUUGUUGCGCCGCCGGCCGGGGCAGAUCAGCCCACAGUGCCUGUCGACGAUCGUUUGGGCCUUCGGCACGGCGAAAGUGCACCAUGCUGCCCUCUUCACCAGCGUUGCACACGAGCUGUCGCAGCACGCGUCGAGCAUGGGCCCGCAGGGCAUCGCGAACACCGCCUGGGCGUUCGCGCGUGUGCGGCGCCAGGAGCUGAACCUCUUCCGCCUGCUUGCGGAGGCGACUGUUCAGGAGUCCGCGUUGUGGAACUUCAAGCCCCAGGAGUUGUCGAACAUCGUGUGGGCGUUUGCAACGGUUGGCCUGACGCACCCGCCCCUGUUCGAGAGCAUCAUGGAGGUCGCCGUGCAGCGCCGCGCGGAGCUCCCGCCACAGAACAUCGCCAACAUGCUGUGGGCCUACGCGAAGCUUGGGGUGCCCUCCCGCUGGCGCCUGUUCCCGCCGCUGCUCGAGGUCACGGAGCAGAACCUCGAGGCGUACAAGCCCCAGGAGGUGUCGGCCAUAUUGUGGGCCGUGGCCCGCGAGGUGGGUUGCAGCCCCUCGUGCCGGCGGUUCUUCCUGGCGGUGCCCCGCCACUUCGAGGGCCGCCUGCAGGAGUUCACCUCGCAGGGUCUGGCGUGCAUGGUGGAGGCCUACACGCUCGCGGAGGUGGAUGGCCUCAGCUUCUUCGACGGCAUCCUGAGGGAGAGCAUGAAUCAGCUGGACAGCUUCCAGCCGCCAUCACUCUGCACCCUCUUUCGCGGGGUCGCCAUCAAGGCCAGACGCGAGCUCGCCGGAAAGGAUUCCGCGCAAACACCGGACCACGUCAGGACCAUAUCUGACCACAUCGCCGCCAGGCUGCCCGAGAUGCAGCGGCACAACAUUGUGCACCUGGCCCAGAGCCUGGACCUUCUCCCCGCGCACGCACAAGUGACAAGCGCCGCGAAGCUCUGGGAGAGCAGCACCCUCCUGGCCGUCCAGCACCUUCAGGGUGACCUCUGCGAGCCCAUGGGCCCGACGUUGCUUCCCGACCCGCAGCACGGCUCAGGCCCAGAAAGCAACGACGUCCCCUCACCCCCCAAGGGCCGCCAUACCGGCGGGCUGGGGCUCGGCGGGCAACGGCAGCCCCAGCGUCGGGGACUUCAGCCAGGCCCGCAGUCGCUGCAGCCGCAGCCGCCCCCGUGCGCGGAGGUGCCGUGGCCAGUGCCCCUAAACGGAAAGGGGCCGACGAGGGACGCCCUCGACGUCUCUGCCACGCUGGCCGCACACGGGGGCCGCCACGACGCCGACGAGAUGCCGGCGGACCUGCUGCCUCGCAGCUGCCCCGCGCCCAACAAGCACGGGAUCAUCGGGCCAGCGCAGGCGCUGCAGGAGAGCCAGGGCAGGGCGGCGACCGUCUGGGACCUCCACAGCUUUUGGAGCCUCGGCGGAAGUCUAGCCGACGAGCUCGCCCCUCCAUUCUGUUCUGAGCACGCGGACCAAUAG